GCUGCUUACCGAAACGGUUAGAUUAGAUUACCGCGUCAACACCAACUUCCAAAACUAAAAAGGCUUCAUCGAUUUGCUCAACUCUCUCUCUCUCUCUCUCUCUUUCUCUCUCUCUCUACAGUGAAGUGGUAGUUCAGGAGAGCCCUAGGGUUUUAGCUUCCAAUGGUGGAGAGGAGGAAGCCUUUGGUGCUCUCUACGACCAAGCUCCUUGUAAGUUCCAUAUUGAGUUCGUCGCAGCUCGGUGAAGUAGACCGAGUCCGAGUCGUUGUCGGAAACGUGUCCGGGGACUUACAGCUACGGGCGGGAAUUCUCCGGUUCUCGACGGACAGAGACGUCAUUUCGGACCCCAAAUUGGAUUCCCUCGACGACGCCGCUUUGGUCGGGCUCUCUACCUCUGUUCUUAAACGGCUGUCCAUAACUUCGGGCUCACUGGUGCUUAUCAAGAACGUCGAGACAAAUGUAAGAAGAGUUGCUCAGGCUGUUGUUUUAGACCCUCCUGGCACUCACGAAAUGUCACCUGUCUUUAAAUCAUCCACUUACCAUACAAUGCUUAUGUUUCCUUCGGUUACUUUCUCUCAAAAUGGCUGUCUGCUGCCGGUUGGGGAAGUUGCCUAUCUAUCUCCGCUUUUGGCAUUCAACCUUGACUUGCACAUAUCGUGCUUGAAUUCUGUCGUCCACCAAGGUCAAGAGACUUUGGCAUCUUAUUUCCAUGGUAAAGUGGACGACGAGACAUGUGGGGAAGCAAUUCAGGGUUCUGCGAUUAGUGUAGGGUUGGAACCCUUCCCUCGGUUGCCAAGAUAUGCUUCACACUUGAGGGCUUCUUUUGUGAAGAUACCAGAAUGUGGUACCCUUGAAUCUCUCAGAGGAAGUUCGUUUAUUGAAGCUGAAGAUCGUCAAAAUAUGAUUGAUUUGGCAUUGCAGAAUUACUUUGAAGCAGAUAGAUAUCUAGCACGAGGCGAUAUUUUCAGCAUUUGCUUAAAUUGGAAAUGCAAUUCAAUUGUUUGCAUUCCUUGCAACCAAAACUCACAAAAUAGAAGUGAUAACAUUAUCUACUUCAAGGUUGUAGCUAUAGAACCUUCAGAUGAACAAGUUCUUCGAGUCAAUAGCACCCAAACUGCCCUUGUGCUUGGGGGUAGUGUCCCUUCUGCUGUUCCCCCAGAUUUGUUGAUUGCCGGACCAAAAAAAUUUGCACCUUUGCAUGGGGACACGGUGAAAAUUUUGGCCUCCAUUCUUACACCACCUCUUUGUCCAUCGGCUCUUUCUUCUAAAUUCAGAGUUUCAGUUCUAUUAUAUGGAUUGGCAGGAUGCGGGAAGAGAACUGUGGUCAAAUAUGUUGCUUGUCGAUUGGGCCUGCACGUAGUGGAAUAUAGCUGUCAUAAUCUAAUGGCAUCCUCCGAAAGAAAAACAUCUGUUGCACUAGCUCAAGCUUUCAACACCGCUCAAAGAUAUUUGCCAACCAUUCUUCUUCUCCGCCAUUUUGAUGUUUUCCGAAACUUGGGCUCUCGGGAAAGUUCACCAAAUGAGCAGGUGGGCGUGGCUUCAGAAGUUGCAUCAGUUAUUCGAAAGUUCACCGAGCUAGUCAAUGAAGAUGAAGACAUUAAUUCUAAAGGAGAACCCAUUGAUGAUUGCCAUGUGAAGGAUGGUGGGAAGAUAAGUAGGCAUCAGGUUUUGUUGGUUGCAGCUGCUGACAAUUCUGAAGGUCUACCACCAGCUAUAAGGCGUUGCUUCAGCCAUGAAAUAAGUAUGGGUCCUUUGACUGAGGAACAAAGGGUUGAAAUGCUGUCCCAGUCGCUGCAAAGUGUUUCUGAGCUUCUGCCUGAUGCUAGUUCAGAGGAUUUUAUAAAGGAGAUUGCUGGGCAGACAUCUGGUUUUAUGCCCAGGGAUAUACGUGCUAUGAUUGCUGAUGCUGGUGCAAACUUAAUUCCCAAGGGCAAUGUUCUACGUCAAAAGGUUGAGCCUGAGGAAGUAGACAGUAAGUCAUAUGAAGUUGCGCCACAGGUUCUGGGAAAAGAAGACUUGACUAAAGCAUUGGAACGAUCAAAGAAAAGGAAUGCAUCAGCAUUGGGCACUCCAAAGGUUCCCAAUGUGAAAUGGGAAGAUGUUGGUGGGCUUGAGGACGUGAAGAAAUCAAUAUUGGAUACUGUUCAGUUACCUCUUCUGCAUAAGGAUUUGUUUUCUUCUGGGUUGCGUAAGCGCUCUGGUGUUCUUCUAUAUGGUCCUCCUGGAACAGGGAAAACUUUAUUGGCAAAAGCUGUUGCAACGGAGUGUUCCCUAAACUUUCUCAGUGUAAAAGGGCCUGAGCUGAUCAACAUGUACAUAGGAGAAUCAGAGAAAAAUGUUCGAGACAUUUUCCAGAAGGCCAGAUCAGCACGCCCAUGUGUUAUCUUCUUUGAUGAACUUGAUUCUCUUGCUCCAGCUCGAGGGGCCUCUGGUGAUUCUGGUGGCGUUAUGGACAGAGUGGUUUCACAGAUGCUUGCGGAGAUAGAUGGCCUAAAUGAUUCGACACAGGACCUGUUUAUAAUAGGGGCAAGCAACAGACCAGAUCUAAUUGACCCAGCACUUUUACGGCCUGGCAGAUUUGAUAAGCUUCUAUAUGUUGGAGUGAAUUCCGAUGCAUCUUAUCGGGAGCGGGUCCUCAAAGCACUUACACGAAAGUUUAAAUUGCAUCAAGAUGUAUCGCUUUACUCAAUAGCAAAGAAAUGCCCCCAAAACUUCACUGGAGCAGACAUGUAUGCUUUGUGUGCAGAUGCUUGGUUUCAUGCUGCAAAACGCAAGGUUUUGAGUGUAGAUUCAGAUUCUUCUCGCAUUGAUGAUCAAGCAGACUCUGUCGUUGUUGACUAUGAUGAUUUUGUGAAGGUCUUAGAAGAGCUGUCUCCUUCCCUCUCCAUGGCCGAGCUUAAGAGAUACGAGUUGCUACGAGAUCAGUUUGAAGGAGCCUCGAAAUAAAUUUCUGGUAAAGCGAUUUAAGGUGUCUGUGUUGCGCAUACGAUCCUGGUGCAAGCACGCUCGCGAUCAUCUCCUCUUCGUAUGUUUAUGAUCUGCAAUAUUUGAACUUAGUUUUUAUCCUUAAAUGAGGGGGGAAAGGCAUUGAUAAACGACUAUUGAACUUGUUUGCGGUAAAUAAUUGUUGCCUUAACAUUUGGCAAACAACAGUAAUGGGUCUAACUAUUGAUUCAAAAGCUUGAAAAUUAUUGGAUACCGAUUUGGUUAAACCGUUAA
Messenger RNA from Corylus avellana, 3219 nucleotides. RefSeq names its product peroxin 6 (gene PEX6). Lineage: Eukaryota; Viridiplantae; Streptophyta; Magnoliopsida; Fagales; Betulaceae. Gene Ontology annotation, molecular function: ATP hydrolysis activity; ATP binding. Gene Ontology annotation, cellular component: cytosol; peroxisomal membrane. Gene Ontology annotation, biological process: protein import into peroxisome matrix. The record is from RefSeq and is a predicted model, not a curated record.